Hermetia illucens (black soldier fly) is the source of this 1670-nucleotide messenger RNA. Its product is annotated as sialin-like. Gene Ontology annotation, cellular component: plasma membrane. Gene Ontology annotation, molecular function: transmembrane transporter activity. The coding region runs from base 124 to 1566 and encodes 480 amino acids. NCBI's taxonomy places the organism in Eukaryota, Metazoa, Arthropoda, Insecta, Diptera, Stratiomyidae. The record is from RefSeq and is a predicted model, not a curated record. The transcript has 4 exons. Gene Ontology annotation, biological process: monoatomic anion transport; transmembrane transport.
UAAAAGAUUAACAGAUAAUGUGAUGUUGCCGCGAAGAUUUUCGUAAUUUCAAAUUAGUUACAUUUGCGUUCGCGAUUGUGAGGUCAGGCCCCUAAUUGGAUAGUUCUUCAAGUUCUUUCUGAGAUGGACCAAAAAUUUAACAAAAAUAAAGCUGGUGUUCGACACCUACAAUGCAUUUUACUUUUCGUGGGAAAUGCCGUCGCUUUCAGUUUGCGUGUAAAUCUCUCGGUGGCAAUUGUGGCCAUGACUGAUAAAAAGAAUGUGAACCCAAACUUUGAGGAAUUCGAUUGGGACGAAAAAGUGAAGUCGUAUAUUCUGGGGAGUUUCUUCUGGGGUUACGUUGUUACGCAAAUACCAGGGGGCUACGUAUCGCAACGCUUUGGGGCCAAGUGGCCUUUGUUCUUUGGAUUACUUAUUUGUUCUGUUUCUACAAUUUUAACUCCGUGGUGCAGCUCCUUUGGAGGCUGGAAAUUAAUGUUUGCUUCACGACUUCUACAGGGACUUUGUCAAGGGACACUCUUUCCAUCAUGCCACGUAAUAUUGUCAAAUUGGUGCCCCCCGCAACAACGAGGAGUUUUGGCGUCAUUUGCAUACUCAGGGUCCUCUCUCGGGACAGUCAUAAUGUUAGCUACUAGCGGCAUUAUUGCGUCAUCUAUAGGAUGGCCAAGCAUUUUCUACUUUCCUGGAAUAGCAGGAUUAGUUUGGUCUGUUGCAUGGUUUUUCCUAGGUUCCAGUAGUCCAGCUAAGUGCAAGUUAGUUUCUGCUGAAGAAAAGCAGUACAUUGAAACGUCUCUAGGGAAAUCGCAAGAGAAAACGAAGGAAAAGUUAUCAACACCUUGGAGCAAAGUGCUGAAAUGUACCCCGUUCUGGGCGUUGGUUUUGGUCAACUCUACCACCGAUUGGGGCUAUUGGACCUUGUUGACUCAGAUCCCUAGUUACAUGAAAGGAGUCCUCAGAAUGGACAUAGCAAAGAACGCAUUACUUUCAUCUGUUCCUUAUUGCUCUAUGUGCAUUAUGGGAUGGGUAUUUAUUGCAUCUGCCAAAGUUUUGAGGAAGAGAGGGCAUCUAUCAACCGAAAUGGAGCGUAAACUGUUCAACACGAUUGGAACCUGUGUACCUAUGAUAAGCCUCAUAGGAUUAGGAUUCGUCACAUCAAACGCCACUCUGGCAGUUGCCUUGCUUGUAAUAGCAUGUGGAUUCAAUUCAGCAGUUUUUCUCGGCUUCCAACUGAAUCAUAUGGACUUAGCGUCGAAUUUUGCUGGAACGCUAAUAGGCGUUACUAAUUGUAUUGCCAAUUUCACGGGAGUUUUGGCUCCGCUGACUGUAGGGUUUGUCGUGACAAAUGAACAUGAUCCAGCGCAGUGGCGAACCGUUUUCUUCAUUACAUCCGUAAUUUACUUCAUUGGAAAUUUGGGAUUUGUAAUAUUUGGGACUACGAAAGAACAGGCCUGGAAUAAUCCGAAAUCCGAAAAAGACGAGCUUGCUACCGCUGAAGAGCUGCAACCCAUCAAAUCUGAACAUAAUUCGGAUCAGGAUCUGGAAAAAUCAAAAAUAGAGGACUCAUAGAUAGAUAACUCGAUUGAGGUGAAUGAAGACUGAUACAAAAUUCUAUCUAUCUAUACCACGUUUUAGUGGAGAAUGUAUCCAAUAAAAUGUAAACCUUUCAUGGU